AUGAGCGGCGGCUGCAGUGAUGUCUUGUUGUGGUCGGUGUUUAGUUGUUUGCUGCUGCUGUCUGAAGAUCCGCUCUUCUUCUCGCAGUGUCACGCCGUCUACGGUGUGGAGCCACUGGUUCGCUCUCUGAAAGAGACUCUGGGAAAAUCCAACACUGAGGUGCAGAUAAAAGGACUGGAGCUGCUGACGGCUAUAUUGGACAGGCAGCCUGCAGCGGUGCGUCUCUUCCCGACCGGCUCUGAGUUUUCUGCCGUGUGUGAUGUCAUCGUGGAGGGCGUGGCCUCAUCCUGUCUGCAGGUGUCCAUGUGUGCGGUGCGAGCCGCUGCUGUCCUGCUCAGGCCCAAUCAUCAGUCCAGUCCGGUUCAGCUCGCAGAUGUCAGGAGGAUCGUGGAAGUCGUGAUGUCCAAAUUCACAGAGCACCAUCACACACGCAGCAGAGAGAGCUGCUCUGGUUCAAAGUCAGUGACAGCAGGAGUUUUAGUGCAGACGCUCACAUGCUUCGACGCCGCCUGCAGGUUGGUGGAGGCGUGUGUGUGUGACUCGACACUGAAGGACGGUGUGUGUUCAGCGCAGGAGACGCUGGAGUCUGUGUGUGUGUUUCUGCUGCACUGCUGCGACGCUGCCUGCAUCCCUGCAGUUACUGGUGUGUGUGAGCACGUCUCAUCUCCUCAGGUGCUGCAGCUCUUCCUCUCGGUUUUGUCGUGCCAGUUUUCUCUGUGUCCUGAUCACAUGACCUCCUUCUCCAAGAAGCUUGUCUUCAUGUGUGAUUGGUGUAGUUUAGUCUCAUGA
Messenger RNA from Sinocyclocheilus grahami, 789 nucleotides. Its product is annotated as meiosis inhibitor protein 1-like. Lineage: Eukaryota; Metazoa; Chordata; Actinopteri; Cypriniformes; Cyprinidae. The record is from RefSeq and is a predicted model, not a curated record. Gene Ontology annotation, biological process: meiosis I. Bases 1 to 789 code for a protein of 262 amino acids. The transcript is spliced from 8 exons.